AUGGGCUAUGAAGAUACUAUGUUCAAAGAAAUACCGACGGAAUUGAAGUUUCUCAAAAUACAAGCUGGACCUGAACCCUUCAACGGAUACAAUCUUCCUGGAAUCCCUAAUAAGUUCAUCGGGGAUUAUUUUGGUGAGAAUCUGAAUUCGGCGUUGGACUUGGACAUACCUAGCCAUGGAGAACCAAGCAUGAAGAAAGGCACAAAAUGGCAAAAUAAAUCAAAGGACUCUAAUGAAAAGAUUGAUUCUUAUAAAACUCAAGUCAACGGUUUGGGGUCUGGUACGUGGCUUUCGGUCGACCGCAAAUCGAUUCAAAUUUCCUCAAGUCCUGGGAAUUCUACGAAUCGAAGCCCUCCGAAUGAUACCGAAAGAUACUCGACACAAGCUCUUGACACGCUCAAACAGGGAGACCAGCUUGAUAUUUAUGGAACAGAUGGUCUACCAAUGAGGAAGCAGGGGAAUGAAUCUAAUUCUACAUUGCAAGAUGGACUGGAUUCAUCAAAACUAGAUCAAGACUUAGGCGAUAUGGAUGUAUCUUUGGAGGCUGGAGGCGUGGAAUCACCCGUGGAAUUGAUGACCAGUCCUCUCAUGAAUGCAACAGACCACAAAGGGAAUUCUACGGAAAGGAGUACAAAUUAUGGCACUCACAGCACGAUUUAUGAACCUGAAGAUAUGAAAUCUUCGAAAUACACUGCUACAGACAUCAGGCCUCAAUCCAUUAUAAACGGUUCAAUUAGCUCACUUCAAGGCCCUCUCGAUGUAGGAAUUGAUGACUCCGAUCUACCGACAUUUGUGCAAGGACCCGAAGAGAUUCGAGCACAUUAUUCUGCUUCUCACAGAAGUAAUUCCACAAACAGUGUGAUGAUGGGGGGUAAUGUCACUUCAAACGAGCUCAUAAAAUAUUCCAACGCGACUACUUCCCCUCAAUCCACAAUGAUCAGUACCACCAAGGAGUAUUCCGAUGGAAAACUAAUUUCCAAUACCACCAAAAAAGCUGCUUUAGACUCGACUAAGCUAGUUCCCGCAAAUUUGACCUUUCCUGGAAUCCAAUUUAACGGGAACGUCAGUCUCUUUGAAAAAGGAGAUCUAAAUCCUCACAUUCCUCUAGUCACAACUUCUAAAAUAAAGAUACCCCAAAUGUCACUAUACAGCAACACCAGCACGGCUUCGAAUCUCAAUUCUACAUCAAAGAAUCACUUGUCAGCGUCCAAAUUAGAAGGUUCACUCAACUUCACGCCCAAAGCAAACCUUAUUCUGUCUUCUAACGAUACCAACGGAAAGGUGACAAAUCAGAAUGCGUCUUCUCAUCGAAAUAAAUCGACCCACAACCAAUCAAUGACUAUCAACUCUGAUAUAUUCCACACUCCGGUAAAUCAGAUGGCUCAGGUACUUGGAGAUGGACAGAGACAUAAUACAUCCAAGAUUAAUGUUACCCAGUCAUCUCAAAGAAAGAUCAAAUCGAAUUCAGAUAUUAUGAACGCUACGGGUUUCAUGACAUCGAAAACAAGUCAUGUAGCUACCAAUAGUUCAUCAUUGGCGAAAUCGAACGUCACUCACACAAACGGAGAAAAACUUGGAAAGCAGUCCUCUUCAAGUGGGAUAAUGCCUUCGAGGUUCCGUCCUGUUAUCAAAGAAGAUUUGAAUCCUUUCUUUCCGGCUACUAAUCCGAUCGAUCCUAAUCAUGAGAAAAAUUCAGACCUCAUUGGAACAAGAUUUCAUGGAUCAGUUACUCCUACAGAGAUCUAUGAAGGAUAUAAGAAGGAUAGCCAUCCUACAGGGUCAAUCACAUCUACUGACACUGUUAAUUCAGAAGAUCCUCCAACUUUUUUAAACUCUAUCCCCAGAGUCACAACACCAAGGUUUGGUGGAAGCACUCCGAUCUCAGCAUUUCCAGGUAAUGAAACUGAUCUCAACAGAGAUGCUUCGAUGAGGGAUACCAGUCUAAUGGGAGGCAAAUAUAGAGCUUUCUACCCCCAAUAUCCACCGGCAAUUAAGACUCCGAAAUAUGUUAAAACACAGCAAGUUCAAGCUGUUUCUGUUGGGCUGUCCUUUUCAGUUGGAUUUUUCUUUUUGGCUGUCUUAGGUAUGGUUGUCGAACGUAAAAGAAAAAUGCAAGCUUUAAAUAAAAGAUCAUUAGAUCAUCAAAAGUUUAAACAAGAUUUAGAAAGGUAUGGAGGGUAUUUUAAUUCAAGGUUGUUUUCGAACCAAGAAUCUGAGAUUGGAAGUUUAAAAGAAGGGAAUAGAGAUUCGAGAUCUUGUUCUGUCAAAUCGAUUUCACAUCCAACUCCAGUGAUCACUAAGCGUCAUUCGAUGAACUCAUAUGCUGAAAUUGGACGAGAUAGUUUGAGAUCUUAUACUAGUAAUUUACUUGGACAUAGUUCUCGUAGAGAUAGUUAUGCAAGUAGCUUUGGAAAUGUGAAUGAAGAAGAUCUUGCUGAAUUCAAUGAAACUUACGGAAGUCGUCCUCAAAGUUUGGAUUAUAAUUCAAGAGACUUUGAGUUCCCUAGCGGAGAUCCUGUUUUACCAGAGAUUAAUCAAGAUAGAAUUCAUCUUGAAGAGAAUUUCAAUGAUGAAACAGAAAGGUUUCCAACCUCACCUGAUCUUGAACAUGAUCAGUUUGUUCUCAUCAAACCACCACCACGAACUUAUGAUUCAAAGACCAAUUAUAGUAGUCAAAUCAUUCUUGAUAGGUUUCUAGAAGAUCUUUCGGGACUUCAAUGGCAAGAAAGUGCUAGUAUAAUUGUUGCUUACGAUCCAAGAAGAAGACCGAGUUGA
Molecule: messenger RNA, 2775 nt
Organism: Melampsora larici-populina 98AG31
Lineage: Eukaryota; Fungi; Basidiomycota; Pucciniomycetes; Pucciniales; Melampsoraceae
Exons: 14
Coding region: 1-2775 (924 amino acids)
Source: RefSeq, a predicted model, not a curated record